AUGGCAAUUAGAAAUCAAACUAGCAUCUCCGACUUCCUGCUCCUGGGCUUCUCUGACCACCCAGAGCAGCAGCCUCUCCUCUUCGGGCUUUUCCUGGCCAUGUACCUGGUCACCAUGUUGGGGAACCUGCUCAUCAUCCUGGCCAUCGUUUCUGACCAGCACCUCCACACCCCCAUGUACUUCUUCCUGGCUAAUCUUUCCUUUGUUGAGACCUGCUUUUCCUGCACCAUUGUCCCCAAGGUGUUGGUGAGCAUUAAGACACAACACCAUGCCAUCUCCCAUACUGGGUGUCUCAUGCAGAUGUACAUCUUCAUGGCAUUGACCCUGCUGGAUGACUUCCUGCUGGCCGUGAUGGCAUAUGACCGCUAUGUGGCCAUCUGCCUUCCUCUCCACUACACCACCAUCAUGUGUCCCCAACGCUGCCUGCUGCUGGUUGCCGCAUCCUGGCUCUGCGCACACCUCCUGGCCUUCUCACUCACCCUCCUCAUGGCUCAGUUCUCCUUCUGUGCCUCCCAUUCCAUUCCACACUUUUUCUGUGAUGUACCACCGCUCCUCAAACUUUCCUGCUCAGACACUCAGGUCUACCAGGACACAAUGUUAACUGAAGCAGUUUUCACAGGCAUGAUUCCUCUCACCUGUGUCCUGGUCUCUUAUGCCCACAUCAUGCACACCAUCCUCAGGAUCCCCUCAUCAGGAAGGAAGCACAAAGUCUUCUCAACCUGUGGCUCUCACCUGUCAGUCGUCACUCUCUACUAUGGGACACUUUUUCUGGUGUAUUUCCGGCCCUCAUCCUCCUACUCAGCAGACACUGGAAUGGUUGUAUCUGUGAUAUAUACAAUGGUCACCCCCAUGCUGAACCCAUUCAUCUACAGCCUGAGGAACAGAGACAUGAAGGGGGCUCUGUGGAGGCUCUCAGGCUGGAGAAGAUACUCUACUCCAUAAGAGGUCCUGCCCCAGACUGGAAGAUCAUGCUCUCUGAAAUGCCUUCUCCCUGCACUUCUCCACAGCAAUUUUGAAAACUCAAGUUCAAGGCAAGAUGGAUGCUCGCCAUCAUGAGCAGGUUCAUCAAACAGAGAAUGCCUAACUAGACAGAAGGAGAAUAAGAUCAACUUGCCAAGGACACAGCUACAACCUGGAAGAAGGAGUGGCCAGCCAUUCCUACAAGGUGACUUGAUUAGUGGGUAUACAGGUGUCCAAAAAGAUUCAAACCACACAGUGGGAAUCGCCAAAAGAAAAACAUCAGACAGAACUGGGGUUCUGGGAUGAAGCCAGGUA
Molecule: messenger RNA, 1275 nt
Organism: Lutra lutra (Eurasian river otter)
Lineage: Eukaryota; Metazoa; Chordata; Mammalia; Carnivora; Mustelidae
Product: olfactory receptor 1G1-like
Exons: 1
Coding region: 1-942 (313 amino acids)
Biological process (GO): G protein-coupled receptor signaling pathway
Cellular component (GO): membrane
Molecular function (GO): G protein-coupled receptor activity; olfactory receptor activity
Source: RefSeq, a predicted model, not a curated record